AUGACGAUGCUGUAUCAGCAGCAGCAGCAGAAAGCCAUGAAGCACACGCACACAUUGGUGCUUAUCCGUCACGGCGAAAGCGAGUGGAAUAAGAAAAACUUGUUUACUGGCUGGUAUGACGUGCAGCUCUCAGAGAAGGGCAACAAAGAAGCAGUUGCGGCUGGUCAAUUGCUUCAAAAGGAAGGCUACACAUUUGAUGUUGCCUAUACGUCGUACCUGAAACGCGCUAUCCGUACGCUGUGGCACGUGCUGGAGCAGUCUGACCAAAUGUGGAUUCCCGUGCACAAGACCUGGCGUCUCAAUGAACGUCAUUAUGGUGCACUUACGGGUCUGGACAAACAGUCUACUGUGGAGAAACAUGGAGCUGAGAAGGUGUUGGAGUGGCGUCGCAGCUACAACAUUCCUCCUCCAAACCUUGACACGUCCAGCGAGUACUACCCGGGCAAUGAUGUUAAGUACAAGGACGUCCCAACAAAGGAUCUUCCUUUUGCUGAAUCUCUAGCGCUUACAGCUGCCCGUGUGCUCCCAGAGUGGGAGAACACUAUUGUGCCCAGCAUCAAAGCGGGUAAGAAUGUGGUGGUUGCUGCACAUGGCAAUAGUCUGCGCGCUCUUGUGAAGCAUUUAGACAACAUCUCAGAGAACGAGAUUACGGGCCUUAAUAUUCCUACGGGCAUCCCGCUCAUCUACCACUUGGACGAGAACCUCAAGCCCAUUCCGCACAAGGACGCCAUUGCACCAUUAAGAGCCUUUUACUUGGGUGACCAGGACGAAAUUCACGCUCGUAUUCUUGGUGUCAAGAACCAGACCAAGUAA
Messenger RNA from Peronospora belbahrii, 813 nucleotides. The record is from the annotation of a GenBank genome assembly. Lineage: Eukaryota; Oomycota; Peronosporomycetes; Peronosporales; Peronosporaceae.